This is a messenger RNA of Didymodactylos carnosus, 645 nucleotides long. NCBI's taxonomy places the organism in Eukaryota, Metazoa, Rotifera, Eurotatoria, Philodinida, Philodinidae. The record is from the annotation of a GenBank genome assembly.
AUGGCCACAGAUGCUCGUUUAACAUUUGUUGAUCAAUUAAUUGAACAAGGUCAAUUAGCUGCACAAUCAAUUUUAAACUUGCUUUCACAACAAAUAUUGGUUGUUGCACAACUAGCAUCACAACAAUUACAAAACUUAGCUGGUAGUUUAGGUCGCUCCCUUAACAUUAAUUUCGACCAAAUUUUGACUCUUGUUCAAUCAUUGGUCGCUCCACUCAUCAAUAACCUCAGCGCCUCAUUGGGCUCGAUCUUCAAUCUCUCAAGUAUCCUCGGUGGACGUGCAGGAUGGGACCUUUCACAAAUCUUCAACGAUUUCUUAGCUUCAAUUACACCAGCAAUCACUGGUUUAGGACAACACUUCUUAGAUCAAGGUUUAUCAGCAGUUUUGGGAGCAAUCGGUGGCCGUGGAUUCUCAGAUAUCUGGACAGGUUUGAGCCAACAAUUUUCAUCAAUUCUUUCAGCUGGUCAACAGGCUAUAAGCAACGUUGUUGACAAUAUAACAGGUGUUGUUAGUGGAGUUUUAGAUGCAUCAAAACCACACUGGGAACAACUUCAAGAUCAAUUGUUGGGUCAUGGUUUGAAUGUAUUAAACUCACUCGGACAAACAAUCAACGAUUUACAUGGAACAAUCACUGGUGGUCGUUAA